Messenger RNA from Cinara cedri, 3983 nucleotides. Lineage: Eukaryota; Metazoa; Arthropoda; Insecta; Hemiptera; Aphididae. The record is from the annotation of a GenBank genome assembly.
CAUUCGCGAGCCGGCCGUUUCGAGAUUAUAAAUACCGCCGGCCGCAGUCAUUUCGAUGUCAGUUUCGAGUCUUAUGUUCAACGGUACACAUCCGUGAAACACUGCGCUCAUUUUGUUCAAUUGCUGUUCAAGAAUAUCCCGCGAAUUUUUUCUAUUGCUAAUUUUGUUGCAACAAAACAUUGACCGUAAGUAACGUCUAUACAUCCUGUUUAACUUUUUUUUUUUUUUUGUUUUUUUUUGAAACAGUCCAAGUUAGGUUAAAUUUUUAGUCUGAUCUAUCAAUCUUACAUUUUUUUUUUGUUUAAACAAUUAUGUAGGUAUUUUUCAUUUUGCAUAUUAUUAUACUAAUAUAAUUCUUCCAUUUAACUUGUGGUACUAGGUAAUCUUACCUAAUAUCUUGAAUACCUAACUUUUAUUUAUUUGGUUCAAUGUUAGUGAUUAUAUGUGUCCAAUUUGUUGCGAUUUACUUUUUUCUGUUUUCCAAUCCCUGAAAUUACCUUAGUUUCAUUUGAGGACUUAGUUUAAAUGUUUCACAAUAAUGGUAGACUAAUGUUCCUAUUAAAUAAACAAAAAAAACUUAUUAUAAGUUUCCUUCAUUUAAUUCUCUCUCUUUAAAAUAUUAUUUUUGCUUUUCACAGAUGCCUGAAGACGUAACCAUGGCCUCUGAAACCGAAGAUGUAGAGACUUUCGCUUUUCAAGCUGAAAUUGCUCAGCUUAUGUCUCUCAUCAUCAACACAUUCUACUCCAACAAAGAAAUCUUUUUACGAGAAUUGGUAUCCAACUCUUCUGAUGCAUUGGACAAGAUUCGUUACGAAUCCUUGACAGAACCAUCCAAAUUGGAAUCUGGCAAAGACCUUCACAUCAAAAUCAUCCCCAACCAGGAAGCAAGAACUUUAACCAUCAUUGACACGUAUGUAUAUAUAUUGAACACGUUACCUUAGGGUAUUUUUAUUGUUUUUUCUGACUUACAUUUACUUUACAUUUUAGCGGUAUUGGUAUGACUAAAGCUGAUUUAGUCAACAACCUGGGAACCAUUGCCAAGUCUGGUACCAAGGCUUUCAUGGAAGCUUUGCAAGCGGGUGCUGAUAUUUCUAUGAUUGGUCAAUUUGGUGUGGGUUUCUAUUCUGCAUAUUUGGUUGCUGAUAAAGUCACUGUUGUCUCUAAACACAAUGAUGAUGAACAAUACUUAUGGGAGUCUUCUGCUGGAGGUUCAUUCACCAUCCGAUCUGAUCCUGGUGAACCAUUGGGCCGUGGUACCAAAAUUGUUCUUGAAAUCAAAGAGGAUCAAACUGAAUUCCUUCAACAAGAGAAAAUCACAGGCAUUAUCAAGAAGCAUUCUCAAUUUAUCGGCUACCCUAUUAAAUUGAUCGUAGAAAAUGAACGCACCAAGGAAGUGAGUGAUGAUGAAGCAGAAGAAGAAAAGAAAGAAGGUGAAGGUGAGACUGAAGAAGAUAAGAAACCUAAGAUUGAAGAUGUUGGUGAAGAUGAGGAUGAAGAUAAGAAAGAUGAAGAUAAAGACAAGAAGAAGAAGAAGACUGUCAAAGAAAAGUAUUUAGAUGAGGAAAUUUUGAACAAGACCAAACCCAUCUGGACACGUAAUCCUGAUGAUAUCAGCCAAGAUGAAUAUGGUGAAUUUUACAAAUCUUUGACCAAUGACUGGGAAGAUCAUUUAGCUGUCAAACACUUCUCUGUUGAAGGUCAGCUUGAAUUUAGAGCACUGUUAUUCAUUCCCAAGCGUGCCCCCUAUGAUAUGUUUGAAAACAAGAAGAAGAAGAACAAUAUUAAAUUGUAUGUGCGUCGUGUAUUUAUUAUGGACAACUGUGAAGACCUUAUGCCAGAGUACUUAAACUUCAUCAAGGGUGUUGUAGACAGUGAAGAUUUACCCUUAAACAUCUCUCGUGAAAUGCUCCAACAAAACAAGAUUUUAAAGGUUAUCAGAAAGAAUUUGGUUAAGAAGUGUUUGGAAUUGUUUGAAGAAUUGGCUGAAGACAAGGACAACUACAAAAAGUUAUAUGAGCAAUUCAGUAAGAACUUAAAACUUGGAAUCCACGAAGAUAGCGGAAACAGGAAAAAGCUCUCAGACUUGUUGAGAUUCCACACUUCUACCAGCGGUGAUGAACCGUGUUCCUUGAAGGACUAUGUUGCGCGUAUGAAGGAAAACCAGACAUGUAUUUACUAUAUCACUGGUGAAAGCCGUGAACAAGUAUCCAACUCAUCAUUUGUGGAACGUGUCAAGAAACGUGGCUUUGAAGUUAUUUACAUGACUGAACCCAUCGAUGAAUAUGUUGUACAACAGAUGAAAGAGUAUGACAACAAGAGCUUAGUGUCUGUAACCAAGGAAGGAUUAGACUUACCAGAAACUGAUGAAGAGAAGAAGAAACGUGAAGAUGAUCAAACCAAAUUUGAAAAAUUAUGCAAAGUUGUCAAAGACAUUUUGGACAAGAAAGUCGAGAAAGUCAUUGUUAGUAACAGACUUGUUGAAUCUCCUUGUUGUAUUGUCACUUCGCAAUAUGGUUGGACUGCAAAUAUGGAGCGUAUAAUGAAGGCUCAAGCACUUAGAGAUUCGUCUACCAUGGGUUACAUGUCUGCUAAGAAACACUUGGAAAUCAACCCAGACCAUCCGAUUAUAGAGACUCUCAGACAAAAAGCUGAAGCUGACUCUAAUGACAAGGCUGUAAGAGACUUGGUUAUGCUGUUGUUCGAGACCAGCUUAUUGUCAUCUGGUUUUGGGCUCGAAGAUCCUCAAGUACAUGCUUCCAGAAUUCACCGAAUGAUCAAAUUAGGUUUGGGAAUUGACGAAGAUUUACCUGAUAUAAUUGCCAGUGAAAAAUCUGCUGAGGUUGAUGAAUCAUCCAACCUUGUUGAAGUAGCUGAUGCUGAAGAUUCAUCCCGUAUGGAAGAAGUUGAUUAAUUACAUACACAAAGUAAUUUUAUUUAACAAGAACAUUUCCUAAUUUUUUUAUUGUUAUAAAUAUUAUUUUGAGACUGAUUUGUCCAUUCUUUUUUUUUUUUCUUAUUUAAAAUUGUUCCAAAACAACUACUUUAAUUGUAUUGUAUCUGGUGUAGAUAAAUGAUUUAUUAUUAAACACCUGCAUCAUACUACUAUACUGUUUGCUUGCAGAAUUGUCUAGUUCAUUGUAAGUUAUGAGUUUUGAAAAUAUACAAUUAACAUUAAACGGAAUAAUUUUGUAUAAUAAAAUGUUUUGUUUCUUAACCAUCUUUUAAGUAUAUGUGUGUAUAUAUUUGUAAUCUAUUUCUUUUAAAUAGGUCUACAAAUUGAGUUACUAAUUGGAUUUUGAGGAGAAAUUGGUUGUCUUAUGUUAUCUUAGAUAAGGUAAAUUAUAAUUAACUAAAGACAUUUUGCCAAGAGAUCUUAACUUUUUUGAUCUUUAAUCUGUGUUAAUAAUUUUAAACUCUUAAUUUGAUGAUAAUCAACUAUUUAUCAAUUAUGUAUUCAGUUUACUAGAAAUUAUAUUGCUAAGUUUUAUUUGACAUUUAAAUUUGAAUUGUUUUUGGUAAAUUAUAAUUCGGUAAUGUGAAGGCGAAAUGUUUUUUCAUUUAAAAUUUAAUCCUUCAAUUCAAUUUUGAAAUGAAUGUGUUCAGUGGUAAAUACAUUUUUUUUUUAUCCCUUGGACUCUAUUGGUGAACCACACAAGAAUGAAAUAGUAUUUUUAAACUUUUUUUUAAAAAACAUAACUGAAACUAAAAUGUGGUAAUUAUAAACUUUUUUGUACCUUAUACAACUUGUAAUAAUUUUCAAGAGAAAUUUAAAUAAAAGUUUAAAAAAUCUAAAAUAAUAAAGUGAAAAAAAAAUUAUUAAAAUGAUUAUUAAUACUUGAAAAUAAAUAAACAAUGUGUUGCUUGCCUGAAGUAAUAUGACAACCAGUUAUGAAUUAAAAAUUGAUCAUUGGGUAUAACACAGUCAAAAUGUAAAGUCUCCUUUUACACUUCUUAUAAUUGUGUAAUACACUUGUCUUAUUACU